Pieris macdunnoughi is the source of this 624-nucleotide messenger RNA. NCBI's taxonomy places the organism in Eukaryota, Metazoa, Arthropoda, Insecta, Lepidoptera, Pieridae. The record is from the annotation of a GenBank genome assembly.
AUGAGUAGCAAACCCAAUUCUAAGCGUACAAUUUAUGUUGGCGGUUUAGCUGAAGAAGUAGAUGAGAAGGUUUUACAUGCGGCAUUCGUCCCAUUUGGUGAUCUUGUUGAUGUUCAAAUACCAUUAGAUUAUGAGACUGAGAAACAUAGAGGCUUCGCAUUUAUAGAAUUUGAAAAUGCUGAAGACGCAGCAGCUUCUAUUGAUAACAUGAAUGACUCAGAGUUAUUUGGAAGAACAAUAAGAGUCAAUGUAGCAGCACCACAAAGGAUCAAGGAGGGUUCAACAAGACCUGUGUGGUCAGAAGAUACUUGGCUUCAAAAGCAUGCUGGAGAGACUCUUGAUGUUGAUAAGGAUGCUCAAGAAAAGGAUAAUGAAGAAAAGAUGGAUACAGAGAGCACUCCUAUACCCGCAAAGCCAACAGAGAAAAAGAAUCCACAAGUAUAUUUUGAUAUAAGUGUUGGAAAACAAGAAAUAGGCAGAAUAAUAAUGAUGCUCCGACCUGACAUUGUACCUAAGACAGCAGAAAAUUUCAGAGUUCUGUGCACACACGAAAAAGGCUUUGGAUAUCAGGGUAGUGCGAUUCACCGGAUUAUUCCUGACUUUGUAUCCUUUUUAAUGGUUUAA